AUGGAAGAAAAGAAAAAGACUACAAAAGAGUUGGUUACAAAAAUUUUUAAGAACUAUAUUGAUGGUUGUUGUGACAAUGAAGAUUGAGUGAAUAUCUUUUGAAAAUCAACUAUCAAGAGAACGAACCCUGAGGCUGAAUCGGUUGACAAAGCACUAGCCCUUCAAACAGCUGUGAAGCUUAUUAAACAUAUCUCUUUAAAUGAGUACAUCCCAGAAAAAUGCCCUCCUUUACCUUUGUGGGGAGAUAGACUUGAUGAACUCCUUCAAAGUGAUGAUAGCACUUUUCUUAGUGAAAUUUCAAGAGUUUUCUGUAAUUUUGAAUCUCUUUCUUCAUCUUUCUAUCCCUUUCAGAGUGCUCACAGGAGAUUCAGUUUGGAUAACCAGACUAUAGACAUUGAUUUUAAUAGAUUAGACAAGAUUUAUCAAAGAAUUCUCAAAAUUUCUGAAGAAGAACAAGGAGUUUUCGAGAAGAUCAUGGAUGAAUCUAUUGACAAUAUUGCUGAUCAAUUUAUGAAGUUUGAUAAUAAAUCAAAGUUAGGUAAAAGAUAUUCCUAUCAAAUGGUCAGAAUAUUAGCAAUCUGGCUAAGCCAAGAGAUACUCUACGAACCUCAAUUUGGAGAAUUGAUCAAGAAAAUAGCUGAUACAUUCUUCCAUUUCGAGGAUCGGCAAUUUUGGGAAAGAGAUGUUGCCAUGAAUCUAUUUAAAAAUCUUACAAAAGAAAAAUUCUUAUGAUGCUUUAAAGUGAAUCAACAACAUUUGACAUUUACUUUGAUGAUGGAACCUGAUGAGGAAGAUACUGAAGAGCAAGAGAAGAUCAAAAAAUUAUUCCUGAUAAUGGACUUCUUUUAUUAUUCCUCAAGAAUGGUCAGACUCAAUUCCAUAAGCUUGAAAGAAUUUCAUAUUGAUGUAAUCAACAUUGAAUGGAAAGACAAACUUAAAGAUUUUUAUAUUGAUUGGUUUAACUGUAGAAGAGGACGCUUCAACAACGAGACAGAUAUUGACUUGGACCUUGAAGUCAAUGAGAUCGACAAAAGGACUUUCCAUAAGGUUCUAUUUAUCGAAUAUCCUUGGGCUUUUGAUGCUGCCAAUAAAGCAAGGCUGAUCAAUUAUGAUGGACAGAUCUCAAAGAAAAAGGAACUUCAUAAUUCACUUGAUAUUGCUUCCAUUUUACUAGGAGGGCUUAGUCCUUAUUUGAAGGUUUCAGUUAGAAGAGAUAACUUAAUUGAAGACUCAUUAAAUUCUUUAGUUAGUGCAGGAGCAAAUUUGAAAAAGCCACUUAAAGUUAAAUUUGCAGGAGAGCCAGGAGUUGAUGAAGGAGGAGUUCAGAAAGAAUUUUUCCAACUACUUGUGAAGCAAUUAUUCGAUGUAGGCUAUGGCAUGUUCGAAUACAAUAGCGAGUCUCAAUUAUUUUGGAUCAGUAGGAACUCUUUCGAGAUUCCUUUAAAAUUUGAAUUAGUGGGUAUCAUUCUUGGGUUAGCUAUUUAUAACAACCAUAUUCUUGAUAUUCAUCUGCCAUUAGCAUUUUAUAAGAAAUUACUUGGAAAGAGAGUUAAUUUGGAUGACUUUGAACAAUAUGAUCCCCAAGUUGGGAAAUCCUUGAGAGCCAUCCUUAAUUAUGACAAGGAGGACUUUGAAGAAGUCAUGAAUCUCACUUUCACUGUGGAUUAUGAUUCUUGGGGUGAAAAACUGUCUAAGGAGCUUGUUGAAAAUGGUUCAGAAAUCAAUGUGACUCUAGAGAAUAAAGAAGAAUAUAUUGACAAAUAUAUUCACUUUCUAAUGAAUGAGUCAGUUGAUAAAUAUUUUCGCAGUUUUAAAGAAGGGUUUGAGAAAUGAUGUGGUGGAGAAAUGCUUCCUCGGCUUGAGCCUGAGGACCUGGAAAUGAUCAUCUGUGGAUCUAAAGUACUUGAUUUCGAAAAAUUAAAGGAGGCCACUCGUUAUCAUGACGGAUAUAAUGAAAACUCAGAAACAAUCAAGUAUUUCUGGCAAGUAGUUAAUGAAUUUACAGAAGAAGAGAAGAAGAAAUUUUUAUUUUUUACAACAGGUUGUGAUAAAGCUCCAAUUAAUGGUCUUGGAGAACUGAGGCUAACAAUUAUCAGACAUGGAGAUAAUGAAGAAUUGCUGCCUUCAGCUCAUACUUGCUUUAAUCAUUUAUUGCUUCCUUGCUAUUCUUCUGCUGAAAAACUAAAAGAGAAGUUGUUGGUAGCUAUUAAUAACUCAGAAGGAUUUGGUUUGAUGUAA
Molecule: messenger RNA, 2238 nt
Organism: Moneuplotes crassus
Lineage: Eukaryota; Ciliophora; Spirotrichea; Euplotida; Euplotidae
Source: the annotation of a GenBank genome assembly